Molecule: messenger RNA, 363 nt
Organism: Nannospalax galili (Upper Galilee mountains blind mole rat)
Lineage: Eukaryota; Metazoa; Chordata; Mammalia; Rodentia; Spalacidae
Product: radial spoke head 14 homolog
Exons: 2
Molecular function (GO): protein binding
Source: RefSeq, a predicted model, not a curated record
GGGCCCAGGGCAUUGUCAAGAGCGGCCUGAUCCCCUCACUGGUGUGGAAGCUUCAGAAGGAGGAGAAGAACAUUCAGGAACUCAUCCUGGAUAUCCUGGCACCAUGUCUGCAGGAAGAUGCCACUGAGGCACUGGACAGCCACGCUGUGCCCUGUCUUAAGGAGAAGCUCCUUAGUGAUAAUGCUGAGAUUCGCAGCAAGGCUGCUCGGGCACUUAUUGCCAUCAGUGUCCCUCUGGAGGGCAAGAACCAGGUGUGGCAGAAUGAUAUCAUCCCUAUCCUGGUGAGUCUGCUGAGUGACACUGAGAAAGAGGUGCAGGCUAAUGCUGCUGGGGCCCUGAUGUAUGCUACAGUGACCACUGAAG